AUAAAUGAAUUUCUGCUAGGCCUUUAAAUCCUACAACACUGACAGCCCAACUGUGAGCGUGCGCGUUGAAAACUGUUCUUCUCUCAACAUCAAGCAACGCGCCUUCGCGAGCAUAAAGAGUUUAUCCGUCCUGAACAUCCAGGACCUAACGUUGGAAUCUCUUGCCCUGAAACUAAAGAUCCCAACCCUGGAGCCAACUAUUCAUAUCUGGUUCAGCAACAUCUCAACCACAGGCCUGGCCUCGAGCACCUUCUCCUCCUCCUUCAAGAAUAUACUCAUAGAGAACAGUAGAGUCGAUAAGAUACACACAAAUGCUUUCUCAGGGUUUCUUAUGAGUACAAUCACUCUGAGAGAUGUUUCAAUAUCUAGGAUUGAAACCAAGGCGUUCUCAGACCAGUCUGUGAUAGAAAACCUGGUCAUAGAGUCCUGUAACAUCAGUUCAAUCGCCCAGAAGUCUAUAGUAGCGGGUAUAUCGCAGCUGAACCUAACCCGGUCAAUCAUUCAAUCAAUAUCAAAGUACGGAGCUAUUAACGCCACCGUAGCCAGCGUUCAUAUCUCCAGCAAUACGUUCAGGACCUUGGGGGAGGAGUCCUUGAACUUUAUCUCAUGGAAUUCAGUAAAUAUUGUUAAUAAUUCCAUAGAAUUUAUGGAAGAGGGAGCCAUUAAUGCCAUACAUAGUCCUAUGGAUAAAUCCACGGCUAGUUUUGUGUUUACCAAUAACAGGAUUGGAUAUGCGAACCGGAAUUCUCUUGUGACCCAGCUGCCACACGGCGUGGAUGUGUUGAUCAAGAAAAACCGGUUUCAUCAUACAUGUGAUUGUAAUCAGGAGUCGUACAUCAAUUCUCUGACUCGGCACUCGGGACUAUCCAGUCCAUUCCAGGAUUUGAGCGGAGAAUUUGUUAAUUCAAGUUCAUGUCGAAUAUCUGAUUCAGUAAUUCCAUGUUUUCCCUCCUCCUUCUCCUCCUCCCUCUCCAGUUCCCCGUUCACCUCGAUGGUAGAGUACCAGGAGGUGAUCUGCCUGGUGGAGAGGUUACCCUCCUGCGCCCUAGCCCCUUCCGACUUACCAGACAUAGAACGCAGUGGAUCAUUUUAUGAUGAUUUUCUUCUUCUCUUUCAGGUGAAAACAACAAAAGGAAUCCUUCUCUUUCUUCUCUUGUGCGUUCUCUCCAGUGUCAUUAUUCUAAUCAUUUGUGUCGGAGCCAUCUGGGUUCACAGAUUGUUUAAGAGAGCUCGUCUGGUGCGCGACAAUUUGUCUGGUUCCUUUCAGUUUAAUUCUGGUGAAGAGAAACAGAUUCUUUACGGUUCUGAUCAAACAACCUGUCAUAGCAUUCAGGAUGAUGAACCUCAGUACGCUGAAAUUGCUGAUAUCCAUCCUCCGCCCCGCGGAAUGGAAUCCAUGUUAGAUCUCGAGACAGGAAAUUUAUCCGACCUGACGGACGUGACGACCCUUCCGAAGUCGACAACCACGACCCUCCCUUCACUAGAAGCAAACACUCUACCUCUGCGCCGGGAUAUUUUAAGGAGUGAAGGGGAGAAUGAUAAACUACUCGAGGUUGGGGAGGAUAAACUGCAUGAGCGAGGGAGGUAUAGUAUACGGAUGUCUAUGUCUGAAACUUCUCUGACAGAUGAGAUCAUGAUGGCACUGAGAGAGAGAUUAAAUGAUCCCUCCAUGUACUGCACUGUAUUGGAUGCUAAAGGGGGAGGGUUCAGUGGUUCUCUGAUGCCCUCUGGAGGAACUUCUAGUAGUAAACCACAAGAAGAAGAGCUGUACUGUGCCCCAAUAUAUUGUGAUCCAAAUCAGCUGAAUUAAAAUGGCGCCACAACAGCUGAUUUAAAAGGGCGUAAAGAACUGAUUUAAAAGCGGCUAAAUUGGCUGUUUAAACCGGCCCCAAAAAGCAGAAAGAAUUUAAAGAAAUGUUAUAUAACGUUUUCACUGUAACAGUUCAGUUCAGUUUAGUUCAGUUAACAAUAGUGAACAAAGUUAUUUCACAAGUUAUUUCCUUUGGUCGUAACGUAUAAUAUGAAUGACUGCUAUUACUAUUUUGUGAGCUUUCUUUGUUUAAAAAUUAAGUCCUACUAAGUUGCCAUAUAAAGUGGAAGAGGUGGGCAUUUUGGAGUUUUGAUACUUUUAUAC
This is a messenger RNA of Eurytemora carolleeae, 2134 nucleotides long. RefSeq lists its product as uncharacterized. The record is from RefSeq and is a predicted model, not a curated record. Bases 332 to 1810 code for a protein of 492 amino acids. The transcript is spliced from 6 exons. NCBI's taxonomy places the organism in Eukaryota, Metazoa, Arthropoda, Copepoda, Calanoida, Temoridae.